GUUGCCACUCGCUUCCUUUGCUGUGACAGCUCUAGUGAAGCUAUAAAUUAGGGAUUAUAUGGCAACAUUAAUUGUUUAUUGACAAGACUAAUGACAGACGGCGGGGUCUCGACCGAAGGCAGCUUGCUUUAAUUUAAGGAUUUUUGACUUAUUAAGUGGAUUAUUUCCGUAUUUAUUCGUUAUUUAAGUGAAAAUGUGGAUUAUGGAUGCCUUUUAACAGUUCACGCACGUUCCUGCGUGCAUAUAGUGCAAUAAAAUGUAUAUUCGGUGUAUGUUAGGAGCCAUUUUUAUUAUAUUUAUUUUGUGCGUUCAUUGUGAUAAUGCAGCCAAUUACAACGAAAGCAAGGAAAUUUACGUUCCGUCCGCGCCACAGAACCUAACCGCAAAGGCAGUGACAUCCGAAGACGUCCACCUCUUCUGGGCCCCGCCGAACAACUUCACACGCCACCCCGAACCGAAGAGAGAGCUCCAGGGAGAUCAACCGGCGCGGGAGUUCGACUGGUACAAGAAAGACCAGCUCAAGUACAACGAUGAGUUCUCGUCGUCGGACAUUUUGAACGGCAUGCGGAAACGAGAUCUGCGUUCGCAUAGGCAUAGGAAGCGUCGCCAAGAUAACGCCACAGAGCACAACAUUCACUCCGAACACUCUGACGGUACAGACACACAUCUCGACAUAGAAAUCGUAAAGAAGUCGUUCACGCCGACGUACCCGCAUAAGGACGCCACGCAAAUCGCCUAUGUCCUCUAUUACGAGCAGGGACAGCCGAAGGUUGACGCGGCGCCGGUGAUCGGCGUCCCUAGCUCCGCCGAUGUGAAGAAGAUGAAUUACUUCUCUAGCGACCUGACUAUGGCGGAUUAUUCGAAGGCGACGAGGAAUUUGACGCUGCUCAAUACGGCUGGGAAGCUGACGAAAGUCGUCGGUUUUAAGUUGAGGAAUUUAAAGCCCUUCACCCCCUACAAGAUCUGGGUGCGAGCAUUCUAUAGCUUCUCACUAGAUGGCGUCAAGUCGUCAGACCUUUUAGAGCGUUUGGGCGACGCGUCGACGCCUUUAUACGUGCUCACUGACGUCAAGCCACCUUCGCCGCCGAUCAUCAUGAACCUCACAUGCGACCAGCCCAAUGGUGUCCUCUACCUCCAAUGGCGGCAACCUCUGGAAUACAACAACAGCUUGGACCAGUAUGUGGUGACCCUGAGGAAGAUACCGGAGCUGCAGCCCCGGACCAGGCUCAAACUGCCCACCAGCAAGGCGGAUAUUGAAACUACCAUCAGUGUCUCGGUGGAGCUGUGGAACGCGACGCGCUACGAGGUGAAGAUAUACGCCGUCACGCUGUCCGUGGCAAGUCCUUUGCUACUAAUCAACGGAACCACAUCCGAACCCAAAGAGGUGUCUCCCGAGUGGUGCCAAGUCCACCCCGAGGCGCGAGCGCCGAGCGACCACAUAGAGCAAUCUACUAUGAACGCCGCCAUACUUGGAGCAGGUGCCAUCGCCCUGCUCGCCUGCGUCGGCGCUGCCCUACUCUACUGGAGGUGCAGGUCCCGUCUUAGCAAAUGCAUUAGUGCCGCCUACAACUAUCUCGAAGAAGGCGGCGAAAGAGCCGCCAGGGCGCCGUUAAACUCGUACAAGAAACCUGUGGUAAAUUGCUCACCACUACGACCGGCGGGUUCCCCCACACCGGCGGGGCCGGAGAGUUCAAACAAACCGCCCCGCAUCGGCGGCGCGCAGCACCCCGUAGUGUGCGCGAGAGACUUCCCCAAGCAUGUGGCUGCGUUACAUGCUGAUGGAGAUAUUGGAUUCAGCAAAGAGUACGAGAUAGUAGUUUCGAAGUCUGCCGCUCUCGGUCACACGAGUCACUACAGCCACCGGCCAGAGAACCGGCUCAAGAAUCGUUAUUUGAACAUCACUGCAUACGACCACUCCCGCGUGUGCGUGUCGGCGGGCGCGCGCUGCGGCGCGGCGGGCUGCUGCGGCUACGUCAACGCCAACUUCAUCGACGGCAUGCGGCCCGAGCUCGACGGCUACACCCGGCGGAGGAUCGACCACAACAUACGCAGACAACCAUCAGUAAAACCCGCCAAGCCGCCGCCCAUAGUCGCGGAAGGCAUCGAGAGCGCGUUCCUCAACAUCGAAUUCUCCGGAAUCGUGGAGAGCGAGCAGAGCGAUAGCGAUAGCGAGCGAAGCGAUAGCGAUCCGGAGCUGGACGAUGUUUAUGUCGACGUCGAUGGUGUCCCAACGCGAGUGAAGCUAGAGUGGCUAAUAUGGAAGCGGCGCUACAUUGCGACUCAAGGCCCCACCCCGCACACGCUCGACGCGUUCUGGCGUAUGAUCUGGCAACACAAAGUCCAUACUGUAGUCAUGAUUACCAACUUAGUCGAACGAGGGCGGCGCAAAUGCGACAUGUACUGGCCGGGUGGCGGUCGGGGCAGCUCCGCAGAGUUCGGCGGCGUGCACGUCACGUUGUUACACGAGGACGUGCGCGCCGCCUACACCGUGCGCCAUCUGCGGGCGAAGAACAACAAUCAUAAAUCGGAUAGCGAACCGGCAAGUCCAGCAAACGAAGCCGACGCGGCCGGUCGCAUCAUAGUCCAGUACCACUACACCGUGUGGCCCGACCACGGCACGCCGCGGCACCCGCUCGCCGUGCUGCCCUUCGUGCAGGCCGCCGCCGCCGACCCCGGCACCGUGCUGGUGCAUUGCAGUGCUGGCGUCGGACGGACAGGCACCUACAUAGUCCUCGACGCACAACUCAACCAGCUCAAGCUCACCGGAACCCUCAGCCCUCUCGGGUUCCUCUGUCGCGCGCGCACACAAAGAAACCAUCUCGUCCAAACCGAAGAACAGUAUGUGUUCGUCCACGAUGCGUUACUCGAGCACGUCCGCUCAGGAAACACAGAGGUCGAGUUCUCCAAAGCGAGGGAAUAUCUAGUCAAACUACUCCAACCUAUCUCCGAUGACGAGCUAGCCGUUUUAGACCUUAAACCUACCAAGCAGAAGAGCGUUAAUGAUUUAACAAACGGUAUAGAGAACGGCGAAACGGCCAGUUUAAAAUCAAGCAAAGAAGUAAGCGAAAAUAAUGCGGAAAACGGCAGUCAACUCUCGAUAAAGACUGAAGAUUUGAACAGUGAGCAAAGCAAGAGUGUUAAAGAGGAUGAUGAGACUAAAGAGGUUAUGGUGAACGGGGAUGAAAGUGAGGGGGUGUACGAUUUGGCGCCGAGGUCCACAGACACGUACAGUAAGAAAAUGCAGGCGUAUAAUAAUAUGACUGAUCAGGAGAAGGAGGAGAUGAGGAGGGCGAACCGAGUGGAAAAUUACGCGUUGCUAGAGCGCAUGCGGUCUCUAGCGAACCGGAAUCAAACGUAUCAGGGCCCGCCGCCAGUCAAUCUACUCGAGAAACAGUUCUUGCUAAUAACACGGUCGUGCGUGGACGCGUCCGUGUCUGCGCGCGCGCCACACAAUUUGGACAAGAACCGGCCCGGCGCCGCCCUGCCGGCCGAUACUGCGCGCGUCAUGCUGGUGCCCAAGCCCGGCGUCGAAGGAAGCGAAUACGUGAACGCAUCAUGGGUAUGCGGCCGACGGCGGUUGCGAGAGUUCGCCGUCACGCAACACCCUCCCCCCGACGCGGCGCCCGAACUGUGGCGGUUACUAUGGGACCAUACGGCCCAGCUGGUUCUACUGCUGCACUCGCCGUCCGACCCGGAAUGCGAAACGUUCUGGCCCACCGAAGACGAAAAGGAACUGUUUGUCGCCAACUUCAGAGCGAGCUUCGUUUCCAAGGACACCUACGUAGCCCAUCGGAAGACCAGCCGGAAACCUACCCCUACGGAAACCCCCGUCGAACCGGAAACCAAUGGCUACCGACGGCAGGAGUCAGACUGUGCUGACGACGAAAGACUAAUACCGGAAAACAGCUCCCCAAUAUCAGACGUAGAACCCGCGUAUCGUUUCGAUAGAACGGAACUCAGACUCGAGCGUCUCAGUACUGGAAACAGAGACUUAUCCGCCCGGAAAUCCAUAGCGAACGGUGACCUAUUCUCAUCGUUUUCGGAAAAGAAAUCCGGCCCCAAAUCACCUAAAAGUCCUUCGAAAAUGUCGCUCAAAAACUUCAAGUUAAGCUCCCCUACUAAAUUCAAGUUCCCUGAUUGGGGAUCGAGAACCGCCGGCUCCCCUCCCGAUGUAGCCCCGCCCCCACCCCCUGUAGCGCCCUCUCUAACUGUCGAAGAAGAGGCGGAACUGAGACGGCCUUGCUACAGGUUCGAAAAGGUCGAAAGCGUACCAGACAAUACGCCUUCAGACCGAAUAAUAGAAGUAACGAACGUCAGCGUACAUUCAUUACAAGACGAUUACCAAUUAAGUGUUAAGUUUAUACAAUGCUCUGGUUGGCUAGAUGGUGACACCACAGAGUAUACACAAGGGAAACCGGAGGAGAAUGAGUUUGUUAGAGCAGUGCGGGACGCUGUGAGUGAGAGCGAGAGGGAGGAAGCUGUGGAUCGGCUUAUAGCGCCGUAUAGGGAGUCGUUCGCGUUGAUCGAGUUCGUUGCGGGGUGCCAGAUGGAGUACAAGAAUGGGCCGGUGGUUGUGGUUGACAAGUAA
Cydia strobilella is the source of this 4588-nucleotide messenger RNA. RefSeq lists its product as uncharacterized. Gene Ontology annotation, biological process: protein dephosphorylation. The coding region runs from base 257 to 4588 and encodes 1443 amino acids. Gene Ontology annotation, molecular function: protein tyrosine phosphatase activity; protein binding. Lineage: Eukaryota; Metazoa; Arthropoda; Insecta; Lepidoptera; Tortricidae. The record is from RefSeq and is a predicted model, not a curated record. The transcript has 22 exons.